This is a messenger RNA of Dichotomopilus funicola, 1482 nucleotides long. RefSeq lists its product as uncharacterized. Bases 1 to 1482 code for a protein of 493 amino acids. The transcript has 3 exons. The record is from RefSeq and is a predicted model, not a curated record. Lineage: Eukaryota; Fungi; Ascomycota; Sordariomycetes; Sordariales; Chaetomiaceae.
AUGCCUCCCCUCUCACCACACAAGCCACGAGGCUGUGAUAUGUUGCCACCGGAAAUCCGCGACCUCAUUGUACAAGCCCUGAUACAAGACGGCUGUACGCAGGCUCCCUUGCCUGCAGUGCUGACACCGUCUCGCCUCGCUGAUUUCCGUUCCAUAAUCCAGCGCAACCGGGCUCUCGUCGACUAUAUCUGGUUCUGCCUGGAACUCGAUGACUACGACUGCACGAAGUGCGCCCCUGGCCACAUGCCGAGCCCUGAUCUCGGCGAGUCGAUGAAGUCCAUUACCGUUACCGACACCGUCAAGGGUCCCAUCACGGCGUUGUUCGAAGAGCUGUUCUCAGUCCUCAGCACAUGGGAUCCAGUGGGCGAUCUGGUCCUUGAUAUCAGCAUCUACUCGCCGAGCGAUUCAGAGCAUUGGUUCAAAUAUUUGACCUUUUUGCCAGACUACCACGGGCAAACAAUCCCGACCAAGGUCUCUGAUGAUGCUGAACAUGGUUGGGUUGCUGGUUAUCAAGAAGACCCUACAUCAUGCCCGGCAUUCCUCAAGGUCUUCCAUGAGGUGAUGCUCGAAGGGCCGUUUGCCAGCCACCAGGCAGAGUGUGCAUGGUGGGAUCGGCUCCCGUCAGUCCCAGCGGUGACCAGCGUGCUGCUACGACAACAAAACCGCCGGCGGUGGAAACCUCAAGUGCUCCCGCACAUGUUCGCCCGGUUCCCUAGGCUGGAGGAAGUUCACUAUGAGCCCUGGCGGGAAUGGAACUCGAUUCAGAAGUCGACUGACAAUUCUUUCCUUGUCUUGUUCGCGUUCAUCCGGCGCUUCAACAUUCCUCUGAAGAAGCUCGUGGUCUUCGAGAAUUUUAAUCAGCAAUACCCGACCAUGAUGCAAGACCUCCUGUACACUCACAGCUUCCGCCAACCUAACCCAGCCGUGGGCCGGAUGGUCGCCCUUGCCAGUUUACACCUCGAGCACCUUGCCGCAUCCUUCCUGGUCGAUGCUUGGGAUAUCUUCACCACCGAGACAACCCGGGAGUGGCCGAGCCUAACAUCGCUCGUGCUCACCUCCAAGGUGCUGAGGCCGGAUGAGGAUCCCGUCCAGAUCACAGCCAUGCUUCAUGCUGCCGCAGGCGCGGCCAUGAGAAUGCCGCGACUGGAAAGCAUGGAGAUCUGGCACGGGAGGAAGGGGCUGGCGGUAGUCUUCCGGUAUCGGGUCGUGCGCAGUGCUCGACAUGCCACCAUUACCUGGAGAGCCACCUGGGGACUGACCAUGAGUGCCUCCUUGAUCCGGGAUUGGAAAGCUGUCGUACAUCGCCGGUAUGACGAUACCUGGAGUCUCGGCGUGGUGCAAGAACGACUGGAUCCCGUGACGAUCGCAUCCCACGGUGAUGCGAUUCUUAGCCUGAAGCUUUCCGGUGAAGUCAUUCGACCUGUCUCUUUACAGCAGAUCCGAAUGGAGCAGAAGGCUUUGGAGGGCGUAAAGACCGUGUAA